CACCUCCUAUGGCGUCUGGUAUGCUCACCGUUACUACGAAGAACAACUGACUCACAGCGGCAUGUUACCGCAAGCGCAAUAUUGCUUUUGUUCGACCGUCAUCGUCUGCGGCUUAGCCGUGACACCUCGAUUCGCGAAAUGCGGGCAAGUGGAAUGCGCCCAGGGAAGGAUGGUAUUUUUUUUACCGAUCACCCAGGAGUUACAGAGACCACAGUUAUGUCAGACCAUGUCACGUGCUUGUGUUCUCUUCAUCUUUACGCGUCCACAACAGCGUUUCAGCAGGUGCGUCAUUGCAGACUGGUUUCAGAUAAUUUCCUCCAUCGCCUGUCAUAUCGCUGAUAGAAUGCCUUGGUCCCCGUUGACGAUGUGUCUUCUCAGUCAUGCAGAUCAGGACCAUGCCAAGCUGAUACGGAACCUUACACGGGUGAGCUUGGAGACAUUGUGUCGUCGCUCCACAUACUCAAUGUCCUUCUCCCGGUUUUCAAGUCAAGAGUACUUCGUGUUGGUCUCGGGAACUAUCCCUGAAUCGUCUAGCAAAGCUGCGUUCCCACCCGAAACGGAGAAGGAAUUGUAUAGUUUCCAUCAAUGAUGCUUGCCUAAUAUAUCGGCGGCUCAGCUAUUCCUCGAUUCACAAUCUCCAAUCUCUUUAACAGCACGAAUGUGUUGAUUACGUCUACUGCGUAUCAAGGCCAGUCUUUCGCGCCCGAAACCAUAAUCUUACUACAACUUCUGUGUCACGAACGGCAAGUCGCCGGUAAGAACACCUUCGCAUAUUCUUAUCGACGCUCGCGCAAGUAAUGAUAUCGAAACAUGGGCCUAUCGGAAAUGAUGAACGCGCGGUC
Molecule: messenger RNA, 842 nt
Organism: Alternaria rosae
Lineage: Eukaryota; Fungi; Ascomycota; Dothideomycetes; Pleosporales; Pleosporaceae
Exons: 2
Coding region: 62-589 (175 amino acids)
Source: RefSeq, a predicted model, not a curated record